This is a messenger RNA of Medicago truncatula (barrel medic), 3329 nucleotides long. RefSeq names its product probable leucine-rich repeat receptor-like serine/threonine-protein kinase At3g14840. NCBI's taxonomy places the organism in Eukaryota, Viridiplantae, Streptophyta, Magnoliopsida, Fabales, Fabaceae. The record is from RefSeq and is a predicted model, not a curated record. Gene Ontology annotation, biological process: protein phosphorylation. The transcript has 24 exons. Gene Ontology annotation, molecular function: ATP binding; protein kinase activity; protein binding. The coding region runs from base 103 to 3087 and encodes 994 amino acids.
CCUAGUCGUGUCUUAAAUGCCAAACACAUGCUAUAUAUAUUGAGACAGUCUACCUCUAAGUUAUUGAUAUAUAUCUGAACUUCUCCUUAUUAAAUAAUUAAGAUGAGCACUUCUUCUCAAUUUCUCUUCCUUUCGUUCAGUGUCAUUUGGUUUAUAUCUCUAACAGCUUUUGGAGCAACUACUAUUCACCCUGAUGAAAAGAAAGCUCUUGAAGAUAUAGCUGAAUCACUUGGUAAGAAAGAUUGGAACUUCGACAUCGAUCCUUGCAGCAACCAACCUAUCUGGUUUACAGAUGUAUCAAACAAUGUCACCUGCAACUGCUCUGUUGCCGGUGACAACUUCUGCCAUGUUGUUUCAAUAAGUUUGAAAGACCAAGAUCUCCCCGGCACUCUCCCACCGGAACUGAACAGGUUGCGUUACCUUCAAAUUAUUGACCUCACUCGCAACUACUUGAAUGGUACAAUUCCUAAAGAAUGGGGUUCCAUGAAGAAUAUUAUCAAAAUCUCUCUCAUUGGAAAUCGAUUAACGGGUUCAAUACCAGUGGAGAUUGCAAACAUAUCUACUCUCCAAGUCUUGGAGUUAUGGAACAAUCAAUUGUCUGGAAAUCUUCCUCAUGAGCUUGGAUAUCUAACCCAAAUUCAAACACUGCGAUUUUCCUCUAAUAAUUUUACUGGAGAACUACCUGCGACAUUCGCCAAGCUCACUACAUUGCAAGAUUUUAAAAUUUCGGACAACCAAUUCUCUGGAAAGAUUCCUGAUUAUAUUCAGAACUGGACAAGCAUCAAAACACUAAUGAUUCAAGGAAGUGGAUUAAGUGGGCCGGUUCCUCCUGGAAUUUCACUUUUGACAAACUUAGUUGACUUGAGAAUCAGUGAUUUAAAUGGAUCUGAAUAUGCACCUUUGCCACAACUUAAUAAUAUGACAUUGUUAAAAACUCUGAUUCUAAGGAAUUGUCAUAUCAACGGAACAUUACCGAUAUAUCUUGGAAAUAUGAAAACUUUACAACACUUAGACCUCAGCUUUAACAAAUUAAGUGGAACGAUUCCGAGUACCUUUACCACCAAAAACAAAAUGAAAUACAUAUUUUUAACCGGAAACCUUCUCACUGGACAAGUGCCUUAUUGGAGAAAAAUUGUUUACGUAGAUCUUUCAUACAAUAACUUCAACAUCAGUACUCAAAGGAGUCACAUAUGCCAAGAUGAAAAAGUGAACUUGUUUUCUACUUCAUGGACACGCAAUGACAUAGGAACAGUUUCGUGUUUGAGAAAAUGUCCUAAAACGUCUUACUCCCUUCAUAUAAAUUGUGGUGGAAAGCAAGAAAGAGUCAACAAAACAAGUUAUGAUGAUGAUUCCGAUUCUUCUGGAGCAGCUAAAUUCCAUGUCAGUCCAACAGGAACUUGGGCAUUUAGCACUACUGGUAUAUUCAUUGAUGGUGAUCAACUUGGAGAAAUUGAUUUCCCGCGAAAUUACACCGCACUUACUAUGGCGGACACUGAAUUGUACAUGGACGCACGUGGUUCUCCUAUUUCUUUGACCUAUUAUGGGUUUUGUCUGGCAAAAGGAAGGUACACAGUAAAUCUACAUUUUGCUGAAAUAAUGUUCACGAACGAUCAAUCUUAUGGUAGUCUUGGAAGGCGUGUAUUCGAUAUCUACCUUCAGGGAAAGCGGAUGCAAAAGGACUUCAAUAUUGCAGAAGAAGCAGGAGGAGUUGGUAAGAAAGUUAUAAAACCAUUCAAAGAUGUUGUUGUUACUAGUAAUAAUACAUUGGAGAUCUGCUUGUAUUGGGCGGGAAAAGGGACGCAGUAUAUCCCAAAUAGUUCAGUAUAUGGUCCUCUUAUAUCAGCUAUAUCAGUAAAAUCUGACUCUCCACACGGAAGCAUAUCCGCAGGAGCUGUGGUUGGAAUUGUGGUUGCAGCAACAACUGUUAUCAUUCUAGUAUUUGGUAUACUUUGGUGGAAUGGAUGUUUUGGAAAGAAAAAUUCUUUAACAAGAGAGAUAAAUAGUUUGGACCUACAGACGGGCUUAUUUACCUUGAGACAAAUCAAAGCAGCAACAAAUAACUUCGAUAUUUCCAAUAAGAUUGGAGAAGGAGGAUUUGGUCCUGUGUACAAGGGAUGUUUACCCAAUGGGACAUUGAUAGCAGUGAAGCAACUUUCUUCUAAAUCAAAGCAAGGGAAUCGUGAGUUUCUAAACGAGAUAGGAAUGAUUUCUGCUUUGCAACACCCUUAUCUUGUUAAACUCUAUGGUUGUUGUGUGGAGGGAGAUCAAUUGUUGCUGAUAUAUGAAUACAUGGAAAACAAUAGUCUUUCCCGUGCUUUAUUUGGUCCGGAGGAAUACCAAAUAAAAUUAGAUUGGCCAAUAAGGCAGAAGAUUUGUGUUGGUAUUGCAAGAGGUUUGGCAUACCUUCAUGAAGAAUCAAGACUGAAGGUUGUUCACAGGGACAUCAAGGCCACUAAUGUUUUGCUUGAUACGAGUCUCGACCCUAAGAUAUCAGAUUUUGGUUUGGCCAAACUUGAUGAGGAGGACAAAACUCACAUUAGUACUAGAAUUGCUGGAACCUAUGGAUACAUGGCUCCUGAAUAUGCAAUGCGUGGUUAUUUGACAGACAAAGCAGAUGUUUAUAGUUUCGGAAUUGUUGCUUUGGAAAUUGUUAGUGGAAGGAGCAACACCAUGUAUCGGUCAAAGGAAGAAGCAUUCUAUCUUCUAGAUUGGGCAGAGUUGUUGAAAGAGAGAGGUGACCUAAUGGAGCUAGUUGAUAGCAGAUUAGGUUCAGAUUUCAACAAAAAGGAAGCUAUGGUGAUGAUAAAUGUGGCUCUCCUAUGCACCAAUGACACUUCAAACCUUAGGCCGUCUAUGUCAUCAGUGGUAAGUAUGCUUGAAGGAAGGACUGUGGUUCCAGAAUUUGUUUCAGAUUCAAGUGAAGUAAUGGAUGAACAGAAACUUGAAGUAAUGAGGCAGUAUUACUCUCAAAUGGAAAAAAAUAAGGUAUGUAAGUCACAAAGUCGGAGUUUAUCAAGUGAUGAUCAAUGUACUGCUUCAUCUUCGUCAGCUGUAGACCUUUAUCCGGUCCAACUUGAUUCUUCCUAAUGGGAUGAAAAAAAUUAAGAGCACGUUAAUUCUCUUAUUAAUAAACAUCGUGAUAGGAGGAGGUCUAGAGGUUCAAAAUGACUAGUAUAAUGUUGUUAAGCAGCAAUUAUGCAGUAUAAUAAAGAGAGUGCUUUUUAGAUGAUUUUGAAGAGGUCUAGUUAUAUGUUUGAAUAAAAAAAAUACUGACUCCAGUGUUUUAAUGAGCUAUCUUUCAUUCAUUCUAAGUAUCAUUGUUCAUCCAA